Trichoderma asperellum CBS 433.97 is the source of this 2701-nucleotide messenger RNA. RefSeq lists its product as uncharacterized. Lineage: Eukaryota; Fungi; Ascomycota; Sordariomycetes; Hypocreales; Hypocreaceae. The record is from RefSeq and is a predicted model, not a curated record. Gene Ontology annotation, molecular function: copper ion binding; quinone binding; primary methylamine oxidase activity. Gene Ontology annotation, biological process: amine metabolic process.
GCACCUGUCACCUUCGGAGUGUUUCUGACUAGUCAUCUUGGAUCUCGGCUUCGUUACAGACCUGGGGCGGCAUAUGAGACAUCCUUGCUCAAUAAUACCUAAACGUUCUUGUGUUAGCACAGGGGGGUAUACUACUAGGUUUUCAUAACAACAACUCAUACUCCGUUGUUCAUACAUCAUACUGAGGGGUAGAGGGAAAGAAAGAAGAAAAGAGAACAAUACCUCUAGAGUUCUCCGCCACAAUGUCUCACAAUCAUCCCUUCGACCCUAUUCGUCCCGACGAAAUCUCUCUCGCCACAACCAUCCUCAAAGCCUCUCUCCCAGGCGUCAACCUUCGCUUCAAGGUCAUCGACGUCAAGGAGCCCAUCAAGAAGGAUGUCAUCCCCUAUAUUGAGGCUGAGCGGACAGGCCAACCGCUCCCCCCGCCACCUCCACGCCUGCUAUACAGCUACUUACACCGACUGGACACCCAUGCGUUCCUCAAGGCCGUCAUCAACGUAGACACCAAGGCCGUCAUUUCCCUCAAGGAGCUGCCGAGCCAUAUCCAGGGCCCUGUCGAUAUCGAUGAGAUGAUUGGUCUGGAGACGGUCUGCCUGCAGCACCCCAGAGUCAUCGAGGAGAUCGCCAAGCUGCAACUGCCGGAGGGCGUCACCGUCUGUACAGACCCCUGGAUCUACGGCACCGACGAUGAGAAGGAGAACCGCCGCCUAGUGCAGUUCUACAUGUUCAUCGUUCCCGUGAACCAUCCACAGUCGAACCAUUACUCGCUGCCGUGUGCUUUUUCUCCUGUUCUGGAUGCCAACACCAGCGAACUCGUCCGUAUUGACUACCUGCCCACAGGUGGCGAUCACAGCACCACUGAGACACAGCCGUGGAAGCCGGUCAAGGCUGUCGAGUACGCUCACGACCUCAUUGAGACGCCACCGAGACAGGAUCUCAAGCCAUUGAUUGUGCAGCAGCCCGAGGGCCCAUCUUUCUCUCUGGAAGGCCACCUUGUGCAGUGGCAGAAAUGGCGGUUCCGCGUCGGCUUCAACUACCGUGAAGGCUUGGUGCUGUACAACCUCGCCUUUGACGGCCGCAAUGUCUUUUACCGUCUGUCACUGUCCGAGAUGACGGUGCCCUACGGUGAUCCACGACGGCCCUUCCACCGUAAGCAGGCCUUUGACGUGGGAGACGUUGGACUGGGCAUCACCUGCAACCAGCUCAGCCUGGGCUGUGAUUGUCUCGGCCACAUCAAGUACUUUGACGGCUUCCGCAUCAACUCCCAAGGCCGGCCCGUGCAUCUUCAAAACGUCAUCUGCCUCCAUGAGCAAGAUGCGGGCAUCCUGCACAAGCACACAAACUACCGUAACGGUGAGGCCACAGUUGUGCGAAACCGCCAGUUGGUGGUGCAAAUGAUCUGUACCGUGUCCAACUACGAGUACAUUUUUGCCUGGGUGCUGGACCAGGCGGGCGGCAUCGAGUUCGAGAUUCGUGCCACGGGCAUCUUGUCGACCAUCCCCAUUGACGACAACGAGGGCCUGAAGCUGCCAUUCUCGACGCCCGUGGGCCCUGGCGUCUCGGCACCGUAUCAUCAGCACAUCUUCAACUUGCGAGUCGACCCGGCUAUUGAUGGCUUCAACAACACGGUUGUAUACGAGGACAGCGUGCCCCUGGUGCCCGAGGAACACGGCAUAGAUGACCCUUACGGCGUUGGAUACGUGGCCAAAACAACGGUUCUCGACCGCGCAGGCUUUGCCGAUAACAAUGUUGAGCUUGGCCGAGUCUUCAAGAUCCGCAACGACAGCGUCAUCAACGCCAUCAGCCACAAGCCCGUCGCCUACAAGGUGCAGACGGUGGCCAGCCAGCGCAUGAUUAUGUCGUCUCGCUCAUUCAACGCCCGUCGAGCGCGCUUCCACGAGCAUCCCGUCUGGGUUACCCGCUACCAAGACGACGAGCUCUAUGCCGCUGGCGAGUUCACCAACCAGAGCCGUGAGAGCACUGGCGUGGAUAAGUGGGCGGCGCGAGGCGACAACAUUCAGAACCAAGACGUGGUGUUUUGGCACACAUUCGCGCUGACGCACAACCCGAGGCCCGAGGACUUUCCUGUGAUGCCGGUCGAGAGACUCAGCGUGCACUUUAAGCCAAAUGGAUUCCACGAGAAGAAUCCGGCCUUGGAUGUGCCUAGCUCGCAGCAGGCAGUGAAUAAGUCGACGUUGGUGGAGGAGGUGGCGAAAGCAGUGUGCUGUGCUGAAUCAAGGAGCGGGUUGUAAGUACCUAGACAUGAGAAGAGUGUUUGACAUUGAUGGAAUAACAAAGGGGUGAAUGAAAGAAAAGAGAGGCGAAUCAGAAAGGAGAUGAAGAAAUAUAGAGAAGGAGAAAGCAGAGAGAGGUGGCGCCGGAGAGGAUAAAUUAAGAAAGGCAAGAGAGAAGGACAGAUUAUAGAGGAGAGGAGAGGAGAAGAUAAGGAGAGGAUAAGGAGAGCGACGUCUGGGAUAUUGGAAUUGAAGAUGUGAUAUCAUGAUGAUACAUGGUGGUCGAAAAUCAUGGCAACUGCCAUAUCAGUCAGUACCUUCUUGUUCUUGAGAAAAGCACUUGGUACCAUGUAGAAGAGAAAGAACAAAUAUUACUAGCAUUUGAUUUGACGAAUUUAAAAAGAGAAAGAGAGACAGAAGAAUCAGUGAAAUGAGAACAAAUACAAGGCUCUAGAUGAUCAUCACAU